AUGGUAACAGUGCUGGGGGUGGGGUUCCUUGCAGGCUUCAUCGAUCUCCCUGCUUCUGUGGCCAUUUUGGAAAGUACCCGUCACAGGAGUGUGGUAGUGGAGUUUCGAGUGCAGAGUGCUGACCCCAGUCCCACCGUGGAGAUAGUUUCUCUCAUACCAGAGUCCAGAGUGUUUGAGACACCCAUUGUCAGUCAGGUCAAUGCCUCCAACAUCUUCAUUGUCCAGAUUGUACUGAAUGACUCACUGGAUUACGAGACAGUGGGCCUCCACAGUGUGCGUCUGGCGUUGGUCACUGCGGGUGGCCGUGUGGAGCAGACCUUUCACGUGCAGGUGAUCGACGUGAACGAACCACCGCAGUGUCAGCCUUUGUUUCAGCUACCAGGAGCUGAAGUUCAAGUCCCGGAAGGCCUUCCUGCUCCUUUACUAGUUUAUAAUGUUCUAGCUUUCGACCCAGAUGAAAAUGACACUCUCUCUUUUUCUAUCAUUGGAAUCCAGCCCGAUUCCGCAAAGGGACAGUUCAUGAUUGAUGGUGGAGGGGGUGUCAUUUCCAACCAAGGUUUUGACUACCAGAAUGGUCCUCAGGAGUUUCUACUCUCGUUGCUUGUGAGAGACAGACAGGAUGCCAAUUGCAGUGGUACAGUCCGGAUUAAGGUCCUGAGGGUUUUCAUACCGCCUCUAGAUUUCCUAAUCCAGUCACAGGACAUCUCUGUCCUUGAGAAUGGAGGAGCUGGUGACAUUGUGGCCUCUGUCAGAGCCAACACCACAGCUCCUGAUGUGCAAUACACUUUCCUGCAAAGCUAUCCUCCUUACAAAAUCGGCAGAGAGGAUGGGAUUAUUACAACUGCCUUCAACUUGGACCUGGAGUCUGACCGGUCCCUGGAGCAGAGAGUCCUGCUGGUCAGGGCCUUCAGUGUGUCCGAGGGUCGGCGUGGGACUGCCACAGUCACCGUCAAUGUGCUGGAUGUCAACGAGCAUGCUCCCUUCUGCGUCCCCUCUAUCUUUGUUUUGACAGUGCCAGAGACUACAGAAAUAGGAAAGAGCCUGGGAACAGUGAUGUGUGGUGACAUUGACAUCAGCAACCACAAUGUGUUACUUACACUGCGUGACAACGAUGCUUCACUCUAUAAGUUCCGCCUUCAGGAUGGCCAGCUUCAGGUGAAUGGUACUCUGGACUAUGACACGGCAAGAAUCGCCACCAACAGCUUCCAGUAUGAGGCCACCAUCCUGGCCACUGACAGCGGAGCGCCGCCCCUCACAACGGUCAUCCCGGUUAUGGUCACCGUGACACCGGUCAAUGAGUUUGACCCCCAGUUUGUGGGUCCGUUUGAGGUUGCGGUCCCGGAGGACGCUCAGUGGGGGUCUGUGGUUGGGACAGUGAAGGCCAUGGAUGCAGACUGGAGGUUUCAUGCCCUGCUCUACUCCCUCCCUGGAGGAGACGCCCUCUUCUCCAUCAACCCUGUAGGAGGACAGCUGUACCUCAAAGGAAGCCUGGAUUUUGAGGUUAAGGAAGUGUACAGUCUGAGGGUGCAGGCUGUGGAUUUUGACCAAGACGUGGAUCUCACUGUUCAGAGGACUGGAGCUGUGGAUAUCACCAUAAGAGUACAGAAUUUGAACGAUAACCCCCCGGUGUGUGACCCUGUCUCCUAUGAGUCCAACAUCUUCUCCACCCGCUCAGCAGGGCUUCCUGUCCUCACCCUGAGCUGCACUGACAGGGAUAGGGAUCCUCUCACUGCCACCAUCACCAAUGGCGCUGCGGUCGACCGUUUCCAGAUGAACGGUUUAACCCUGUCCUCCAGAAACGCCUUCUCUUAUGUACCGGGUGCCGUGUAUGACCGCACAAUGUUCGAAGUCACCAUCGCGGUGUCCGAUGGCAAGCACACCACCGAUGUCGUGGCCUAUAUCUAUGUGGUUCCAUGGACCACCACUGUGCCUACCACCACCACAACCACCACGCCUAAGCCUCCUCAGGUGGUGACUGUAGUGCAGGAGUUUUGGGACCCGGACCGGUGGUUUGUGGUGGUUCUGACUAUAACUGGGGCCUUGCUCCUGCUCUCUCUGGCCCUGCUUAUCUGGAAGAUCCUGACAUGGACUUCAGUUUGUGCGACUACAGACCCAGAAGCAUCAGACAAUCUGCUGAAGAACAGCCUGGAUAGUGAAGAACCAAGGAAGCAAGAUGCAGCCAAUCAGAACUAUCAGUCAUCACUAGAUGGCACCACUAGCCUUCCCAAAGAAGACUCGCAGAAAAGCCUCAUGAGAUUUGAUGGGAAAGCUGAAGAUCCAGUGUCUGGACGGAGCUAUCUGUUUGACUCCAAAACCGGGGAGAGGCGCUGGCUGUAAUGAACCCUCCUGUUCUCUCAUUUCACACCAGAAAUGGAAAGCACUGCUGCCUGUUUGCUAUCAUGUGAGGCAUGACUACUGAUUAAUGACAAAAUACAUCAUUUGUCUUGAUAUUUUUUUUUUUUUUGGAAGGAGUUUCAUUUGGGUUUCAUUAUUGGGCAUGAAUUAUUGACCACUUAGUAAAACAGUAAUUUUAUCUGAACCAAAGAUAGAAUAAAAUGAUGUCACCUCUGGUACUGAGUAUUGAUUGACUGAUGAUAAUGUGUUCAGUUUUCAGGCAUGCGAGUGUUUAUACUGUGAUUAUAAACAAUAAAUGUAAAUUUGAAACAAUGUUAACAAAUAAUGAAAAAGACAAAAAAAAACAGAAUAUCACAAUUAAAAUAAUCUAGUAUUUCUCUACAAUGAUGGACUAUGAAAUGAGGCAAAUUUAUCUUUACAUCUCCUACUGUCCUUUCUCUUCUCAUUUGGAAUUCUGCAUAGUUAUUCAUAGGCAUGUCUGAUUGCUACAGCAUACCGUUGAUUCAGCUUGCAGCCAGCUACAGCUGCACUGACCACCAGUUUAGCUAUGCAGUCAUUGCUCUGGAGUGUACUACUUACGCAGCUGGUGCAGGCAGAGUGCAUGUGUCUGAUCGACCAGAGAGGUCGCUAUUGCACAAUUAGGUGGAACAAUGCUAUUGCACAACAAUGCUACUGAAGUGGAGAACUAUGCCAGGUGAAACCAUGACUUGCUUGAGUGUCGCUAAUUAUGUGCUACCCUGUGGGGUUGCUUGGUUGGGAUCUGAUUUUGUGAGCCUUUUGAAGCCCUGAAGACAGAGAAUAAUGAUACAAUAUCAAUUAAAUAGCAUCUGUACUGUGGUAGACAACUUUGUUGAAGUGAAGCCAAAAUCUGUGAACAUGGGACGCAUUACUGACAUUAACACACACAAGACUUAAUAUAGGGGGAUUUUAUAACUCACUUCAUACUGGCGUUGAUCUCCGAGUUAGAUAACUGACUCAGUCUCAUGUCAAAGUAGAUAUAGUGUGUAAUGAUUUUAUGAGCCAUAAGAAGAAAACUUUGUAGUUCAAAUCCAACACCAGCUCCCUCUUACUUACAGAAUAUCAUUUGACAGAUUAGACUUCAUUGCAUACUGUAUACCAAAUUUGUCCAAAUUAGUUUCAGCGUAAUGAUGGAUGUUCAUUCAGCUCCACAGCUCACAAUAUGGUAGACAUGAUCAUGUAUGUUUUAUAUCCAAAGGUAAUUUUACUGUUGACCUUUCAGGGAGGUCAAAUACACAGGUAACAAAGAAAAAUAGUGCAAAAUGAAUACCUACUACUAGGGUACUUCCGUUUACAUUUUUAUUCUGUGAUUCUUUCUAGGCCCUUUUCAUAAUUCAUAAUAUGAAUAAUCUAAUUUCAUAUUUCAAGGUAAGGGUCCAACCCUUGGUUCUAAGGGGGCUGAAAACUCAAAGUAAGCUGCUUUCAGAUCAAGUGUAUAUGAAAUCAUCUAUCACUAAAACACGCUUUUUUUAUCAGGUAGAACGUACAUGUGUGCAAAAUGAUUUAUCACUAGAACAUGCUUAGUUUUUGAUCUAGUGAAUGUAUAAGUAUGGAAUCAUUUAUAACUAAAACGUGCUUCAUUUUUGAUCUGGUUAAAUGUAUAAGGGUAUGAAAUCAUUUAUCAUUAAAAGACAAUUAUUUGUAAAUGUGUAUGAAAUAAUAUGUCAAUAAAAUGCAUAAUACAUUG
Molecule: messenger RNA, 4060 nt
Organism: Anguilla rostrata (American eel)
Lineage: Eukaryota; Metazoa; Chordata; Actinopteri; Anguilliformes; Anguillidae
Product: cadherin-related family member 4-like
Exons: 19
Coding region: 1-2337 (778 amino acids)
Biological process (GO): homophilic cell-cell adhesion
Cellular component (GO): catenin complex; membrane
Molecular function (GO): calcium ion binding; cadherin binding
Source: RefSeq, a predicted model, not a curated record